Molecule: messenger RNA, 1237 nt
Organism: Vicia villosa (hairy vetch)
Lineage: Eukaryota; Viridiplantae; Streptophyta; Magnoliopsida; Fabales; Fabaceae
Product: 2-oxoglutarate-dependent dioxygenase DAO-like
Exons: 3
Coding region: 143-1039 (298 amino acids)
Biological process (GO): auxin catabolic process
Molecular function (GO): indole-3-acetaldehyde oxidase activity; dioxygenase activity
Source: RefSeq, a predicted model, not a curated record
UUAAAUUUAGCCUAAUAUAGAUUAGACUGUACCAAGAAAACAAGAGCCUAGUUGAGCACCGAUAUUAUAUAUAUUUAUAUUUAUACUAUUGUAUAAUAUUUGUAUAUCUAUAUCAUCUCUCCAUUCACCAUCCUCCAAUAGAAUGGAAGAGAGCAUUCCAGUGAUAGAUCUUGAAAAACUUUCAGAUCAGUCUGAAUGCAAGAAGCUAAGAGAUGCAUGUGAAAAAUGGGGUUGUUUCAGAAUAAUCAACCAUUCUAUUCCUUUAACUCUUACGGCUGAGAUGAAGAUGGUUACUGAAGCUCUUCUUGACCUACCUAUGGAGAUCAAGAAAAACAACAAAGAUGCAAUUGCUGGAAGUGGUUACAAGGCACCAAGUGAUGUUAAUCCUCUCUAUGAAGCUUUGGGGCUCUAUGAUUUGGGUUCAAAACAAGCUAUGCAAGAUUUUUGCUCUCAGUUAAACGUUACACCCUACCAGAGGCAAGUAAUGGAGGCAUAUGGAAAAGCAAUACAUGAUUUGGCAGUAAAAAUAGGAGAAAAAAUGGCUGAAUCACUAGGCAUAUUUGGUGCUGAUUUUGAAGAAUGGCCAUGCCAAUUUAGAAUUAACAAAUAUAACUUCACUCCAGAAGCUAUAGGAUCCCUUGGAGUUCAACUCCACACAGAUUCAGGGUUCUUAACAAUCCUUCAAGAUGAUGAAAAUGUUGGUGGUCUUGAAGUUAUGAACCAUUCUGGCUCAUUUGUUUCUGUCCCUCCAUUUCAUGGAACCUUCCUAGCCAAUCUUGGAGAUAUUGCUAAAGUAUGGAGCAAUGGAAGGUUUUACAAUGUGAAGCAUCGCGUGCAAUGCAAGGAAGCUACUACUCGCUUUUCAAUUGCUACAUUUAUGUUAGGACCUAGGAAGGGAAAUGUUGAGGCCCCAAUAGAGGUGGUGGAUCAUGAUCAUCCAUGUUUAUAUCAAUCUUUUGUUUAUGAAGAUUAUAGAAAACUCAGAGUUUCUAAGGAGAUGCAUAGUGGUGAAGCUCUUGAGUUAUUACGCUUGGUUUAAAUGGUAACUUUAAGUGGCCAAAUGCGGAAUAAUGGUUUAUGAGGGAUGCAUGAGUAGGUAAAUGAUUUUAAUGGAAAUUAUAAGGGAUACUUUUAAUAAUAAAAUGUAUUAAUAAGUUCAAAUGUUAUGUUUAUCUAAAAAAGAAUAGUUUGGAGGAAACACAUAAAUGUUGAAGUAAUAAGGUAAGUUAUUAUCCUU